Messenger RNA from Linum tenue, 318 nucleotides. NCBI's taxonomy places the organism in Eukaryota, Viridiplantae, Streptophyta, Magnoliopsida, Malpighiales, Linaceae. The record is from the annotation of a GenBank genome assembly.
AUGAUUAUGAAUCGCUUGCUCGCGAUCAGCAACACAAACGCCUGUGACCAUAUUCUCAGCAAGGCGCUUGUGAGCAUCAUAGUCGGGUUGCCGAACAAGAAGAGGUUACGGCGUUCGGUGGCGGCCGAUCAAAUUGGCUACUGGCUUCCGCCAAUGAAAAGCCGACAACCGAACAGGCGCUUCGACGACGUCUAUAGCCACUUCUCAGAUCCGCCUCCUUUCUCGAAACCAGCUCUGAUUCCCCUCUCUUUCAUCGUCCCUUUCCCCUGCCAGCUUCUCCUCUCUGCAGCUAUGGAAUAUUCAUCUGGAACUUCUUGA